Molecule: messenger RNA, 393 nt
Organism: Carassius carassius (crucian carp)
Lineage: Eukaryota; Metazoa; Chordata; Actinopteri; Cypriniformes; Cyprinidae
Product: homeobox protein cut-like 2
Exons: 5
Coding region: 79-393 (104 amino acids)
Source: RefSeq, a predicted model, not a curated record
UUCUAUCUGCUGUCUUUAUCUUUACAGGAUCUGUGUGUGUUUCCUGCAGCAUCACCACCCUCUGCUGAUGUGGAGACGAUGGUUGUGAUGACACAUCGCGACGUUCAGCGUCUGAAACAGGAAGUGCGACGACUUCAGAGUCUGCUGCAGGAAGUCCAGAAGCGAGCAGCCAAUCACGUCGCUUUGCUGCAACAGCAACUGGCCAAUAAAGCACAGCAUAUAGAGAGACUCCAGACAAAGUUACAAUCCCAGCAGGACUAUGACAAGAUCAAAACUGAGCUCAGGACUCUUCGAGCACAGAUGCAAACUACUGAUGUCGUGUCGUCAUCCCUAUAUAAAAACAGCCACAUGGACACUCCAGCCUAUACACCACGAAUGAAGUAUUACAAUUAA